AUGGGAAGGGGAAGAGUGGAGUUGAAGAGAAUUGAAAACAAAAUCAACAGACAAGUUACCUUUGCUAAACGAAGGAACGGGCUUCUGAAAAAAGCUUAUGAACUUUCCGUUCUUUGCGAUGCUGAAGUUGCGCUUAUCAUCUUCUCCAAUAGAGGAAAAUUGUACGAGUUUUGCAGCAGUUCAAGCAUGCUCAAAACGCUAGAGAGGUACCAGAAAUGCAACUAUGGUGCGCCUGAAGCUAAUGUAUCUGCACGGGAAGCAUUGGAGUUAAGCAGCCAACAGGAAUAUUUGAAGCUGAAGGCACGUUAUGAAGCAUUACAACGGUCUCAGAGGAACCUUAUGGGAGAAGACCUUGGCCCUCUAAGCAGCAAAGAGCUCGAAUCGCUUGAAAGGCAGCUAGAUUCAUCCUUGAAGCAAAUAAGAUCAACAAGGACCCAAUUCAUGUUGGACCAGCUCUCUGAUCUUCAACGCAAGGAACAUAUGCUAAGCGAGGCUAACAGGUCUCUCAGACAAAGGCAGCUGGAAGGGUAUCAAUUGAAUCAACUUCAAAUGAACGCAUGUGUUGAAGAAAUGGGCUAUGGUCGGCAUCCAAGUCAAAAUCACGGUGAUGGCCUCUUUCAACAAUUGGAGUGUGAGCCAACAUUACAAAUUGGUUAUCAGCACGAUCCAGGAUCAGUGGUCACAGCAGGCCCAAGCAUGAGUAAUUACAUGGCAGGAUGGUUACCAUAG
Lathyrus sativus (Indian pea) is the source of this 729-nucleotide messenger RNA. The record is from the annotation of a GenBank genome assembly. NCBI's taxonomy places the organism in Eukaryota, Viridiplantae, Streptophyta, Magnoliopsida, Fabales, Fabaceae.